Molecule: messenger RNA, 2111 nt
Organism: Nomascus leucogenys (northern white-cheeked gibbon)
Lineage: Eukaryota; Metazoa; Chordata; Mammalia; Primates; Hylobatidae
Gene: CORO1A
Product: coronin 1A
Biological process (GO): cell migration; actin filament organization
Molecular function (GO): actin filament binding
Source: RefSeq, a predicted model, not a curated record
AAGCGACUCCCGGGGCCACCCAUGCGUAGAUCUCAGAGCCAGGCAAGAGCUAGGUCCCGUGGGUCCCGGAGCGCGCUCGGGGCUCCUCCUCGCCCGCGCCCCCCGCGCCCCCCGCGCACCCCGCGCCGGCGUCUGCGGGGCCGGAAGGAAGGGGCGGCGCAGCCGGGCCGGGGCGGGCACCGAGGCCUGGCGGGCGGGCCUGGGGCGCUUUCGUGCCUGCCGGGGAAAGGCUGGCGAGGAGGCUGGGGGCGGACGCAGGGAGGAAAGAAGCAAUGGGGUGUUUUUGCGUUUUGACAUUUUAAAAAGAAGUGCAGAUUCGCUUCCCGGAGCCGGGCUAGCAGCCUGCGCCAUGGUUGGGGACCAACGUGGGGCGCCGGCAGGGGCCGGGGAGGGAGGCGGCCGCAGCGGGGGCCCGGGAGCGCAGGGCGGGCCUGGAAGAGCUCCGCCCCAAGGGGCGCGGCCACCCCGGAGGCGGGCGCACGGCUGCUUCUCAUUCAUUGUCUUGACAAGAGCAUCCUCAGCGGGCGAGUCCCCGGCUCCUCCAGCUCCUUCCUCCUCUUCCUCCUCCUCCUCCACCUCCGGCUUUUGGGGGGUCACUGUCCUCUCUCGGCAGCAGAAUGAGCCGGCAGGUGGUCCGCUCCAGCAAGUUCCGCCACGUGUUUGGACAGCCGGCCAAGGCCGACCAGUGCUAUGAAGAUGUGCGCGUCUCACAGACCACCUGGGACAGUGGCUUCUGUGCUGUCAACCCUAAGUUUGUGGCCCUGAUCUGUGAGGCCAGCGGGGGAGGGGCCUUCCUGGUGCUGCCCCUGGGCAAGACUGGACGUGUGGACAAGAAUGCGCCCACGGUCUGUGGCCACACAGCCCCUGUGCUAGACAUCGCCUGGUGCCCGCACAAUGACAAUGUCAUUGCCAGUGGCUCCGAGGACUGCACAGUCAUGGUGUGGGAGAUCCCGGAUGGGGGCCUGAUGUUGCCCCUGCGGGAGCCCGUCGUCACCCUGGAGGGCCACACCAAGCGUGUGGGCAUUGUGGCCUGGCACCCCACAGCCCAGAACGUGCUGCUCAGUGCAGGUUGUGACAACGUGAUCAUGGUGUGGGACGUGGGCACUGGGGAGGCCGUGCUGACGCUGGGCCCAGAGGUGCACCCAGACACGAUCUACAGUGUGGACUGGAGCCGAGACGGAGGCCUCAUUUGUACCUCCUGCCGUGACAAGCGCGUGCGCAUCAUCGAGCCCCGCAAAGGCACUGUGGUAGCUGAGAAGGACCGUCCCCAUGAGGGGACCCGGCCCGUGCGUGCAGUGUUCGUGUCGGAGGGGAAGAUCCUGACCACCGGCUUCAGCCGCAUGAGUGAGCGGCAGGUGGCGCUGUGGGACACAAAGCACCUGGAGGAGCCACUGUCCCUGCAGGAGCUGGACACCAGCAGCGGUGUCCUGCUGCCCUUCUUUGAUCCUGACACCAACAUCGUCUACCUCUGUGGCAAGGGUGACAGCUCGAUCCGGUACUUUGAGAUCACUUCCGAGGCCCCGUUCCUGCACUAUCUCUCCAUGUUCAGUUCCAAGGAGUCCCAGCGGGGCAUGGGCUACAUGCCCAAACGUGGCCUGGAGGUGAACAAGUGUGAGAUCGCCAGGUUCUACAAGCUGCACGAACGGAGGUGUGAGCCCAUUGCCAUGACAGUGCCUCGAAAGUCGGACCUGUUCCAGGAGGACCUGUACCCACCCACCGCAGGGCCCGACCCUGCCCUCACGGCUGAGGAGUGGCUGGGGGGUCGGGAUGCUGGGCCCCUCCUCAUCUCCCUCAAGGAUGGCUACGUACCCCCAAAGAGCCGGGAGCUGAGGGUCAAUCGGGGCCUGGACACCGGGCGCAGGAGGGCAGCACCAGAGGCCAGUGGCACUCCCAGCUCGGAUGCUGUGUCCCGGCUGGAGGAGGAGAUGCGGAAGCUCCAGGCCACGGUGCAGGAGCUCCAGAAGCGCUUGGACAGGCUGGAGGAGACAGUCCAGGCCAAGUAGAACCCCGCAGGGCCUUCAGCAGGGUCAGCCAUUCACACCCAUUCACUUCCCAUUCCCAGCCACAUGGCAGAGAAAAAAAUCAUAAUAAAAUGGCUUUAUUUUCUGGUA